Messenger RNA from Coffea eugenioides, 2779 nucleotides. Its product is annotated as protein NPGR2-like. The transcript has 6 exons. The record is from RefSeq and is a predicted model, not a curated record. Lineage: Eukaryota; Viridiplantae; Streptophyta; Magnoliopsida; Gentianales; Rubiaceae. Bases 243 to 2438 code for a protein of 731 amino acids. Gene Ontology annotation, molecular function: protein binding.
UCACUUCAACACUUCCCCAAACAGCACCACUAAAAGCCAAAGAAAAUAAUUUCGAAACAAGGAAAAAGAAAAAUGCAGAAAGCUCAAAAGAUCAUCUUUGAGUAAACUUUGGAUUCUUGGUAAUUAGUCCACAAAUUCAAGCACCCUUUUGGGUGAAAGAAAAUGGGUUGUCGUGUAUUUGAUGUUUUGUGGGCUCAGUCAAUGACUUUUACCAUAAAAAAGAAAGUCUGCAGUGAGGCGGAAUGAGAAUUAAAUACUGGCUUCACAAAAGAAAAAGUAGAUUUAGUGGGAGAUUGCGGAAGAUGAUGAAAUGCAUUUGUUCUGGGGAGCAGCUAAGAGUUGAUGAAAUAAUUCCUUCAUCAGAGUCUUUGGCAACCAGGGACUACUCAGCAAGCGGAUUUUCUUCUCGAACUGGUGAAGCUGAUACAAAGGUUGAUACUAGCAACAUUGAAGAAGCCGAAUCUUCACUACGUGAGAGUGGCUAUUUGAAUUAUGAGGAAGCGAGAGCUUUAUUGGGGCGACUUGAGUUUCAAAAAGGAAACUUAGAGGCUGCUCUUCAUGUUUUUGAAGGCAUAGACAUUGCUGCUGUGACUCCCAAGAUAAAACUUUCAAUUGCUAGAAGAUGUGAGCUCCCCAGACGUCUUUCACAAAGUGAUCCAGGUCCACCUAUGUCGAUGCAUGCUGUAAGUUUGCUCAUUGAGGCAAUUUUUAUGAAAGCAAAAUCACUUCUGGCCCUCAGAAGAUUCACAGAAGCUGCUCAAUCAUGUAAAAUAAUUUUGGACACUGUUGAAGCUGCAGCCCCGGAAGGCCUGCCUGAAAGUUUUGUUUCUGACUGUAAAUUAUUGGAUACAUUAAACAAGGCUGUUGAGUUGCUUCCAGAGUUGUGGAAACUUGCCGAUGUUCCUCAAGAAGCAAUUUUAUCAUAUAGGCGUGCUCUUCUGUAUCAGUGGAAUCUUGACAUGGAAACCAGAACCAAAUUAGAAAAGGAGUUUGCAACCUUUCUUCUCUAUAGCGGCACUGAUGCAGCCCCUCCAAAUCUCCGCUCCCAGACAGAGGGGUCAUUCAUUCCACGAAACAAUAUUGAAGAGGCUGUACUCCUCCUAUUAAUUCUGCUAAGAAAGUUUGUUACGAAGAGAAUUGGAUGGGAUCCAUCAGUUAUUGAUCAUCUGUGUUUUGCAUUAUCGAUCGCGGAUGAAUUUAGUACUGCUGCACACCAGAUUGAGGAGUUGCCUCCUGGAAUAAUUGAAGACAGAGAAAAAUAUACUACUCUAGCACUCUGCUAUUGUGGGGAAGGGGAAAGCUUGGUGGCUUUAAACUUAUUAAGGAACAUACUGAAUAACAAAGAGAACCAUAAUUGCAUAUUUGAGCUCUUACUUGCAUCAAAGAUCUGUGGAGAGAAUUCUGAAUAUCUUGAAGAAGGUGAAGCAUAUGCUCACAAAGUGGUUUCCAAGUUUCAGGGAAGAUGUGACCAUUUGGCAAGCAUUGCUCAUUACUUAAUUGGAGUUUCACUCUCGGCUCAAUCAAAAAAGGUUUGCUCAGAUUCUCAGAAAAUCUCCAGACAGUCUGAAGCAAUUGAGGCACUUGAAACUGCCCAAAGACUGACAGAUGACACUAAUCCUAAUGUGCUUUAUUAUCUUAGUCUUGAAAAUGCUGAACAGAGAAAAUUGGGGGCCGCUCUUUAUUAUGCGAAGAAAGUAUUGAAAAUUGAGGCAGGAUCUGGUCUAAAGGGAUGGAUUCUUCUAGCCCGCAUACUGUCUGCUCAGAAAAGGUAUGGAGAUGCUGAAAGCAUAAUAAAUGCUGCUUUAGAUGAGACAGGAAAGUGGGAUCAGGGAGAAUUGCUAAGAACCAAGGCUAAACUGCAGAUUGCGCAGGGUCGUCUGAAGGAUGCCAUUGCGACAUAUACUCAUCUUCUUGCUGUUCUUCAAGUUCAGAAAAAAAGUUUUGGUGUCCAUAAGAAGCUCUUGAGGAACAGGAGGAACAUUAACAGAAGUUUAGAAUUGGAGACAUGGCAUGACCUUGCAAACGUAUACACAAGCUUGUCACAGUGGCGGGAUGCUGAGGCUUGUCUUGUGAAGUCGGAGGCUAUUAAUCCUCAUUCUGCUUCUAGACUGCACUCAACAGGUGUACUUUAUGAAGCAAGGGGCAUGAAGAAUGAAGCCCUGAAAUUUUUUGAGGCGGCAUUGAACAUCGAACCAGACCAUGUUCCGAGUUUGAUAUCUGUUGCAACUGUUUUACGACAACUGAGUAACCAAUCACUGCCAGUUGUGAAGAGCUUUCUUUCUGAUGCAUUGCGCCUUGAUAGAACAAACCCUUCUGCAUGGUACAACCUUGGUCUGCUCUACAAAAGUGAAAUUGGAACGUCAAUACUAGAAGCUGCUGAAUGUUUUGAGGCAGCUGCUCUUCUCCAGGAGUCUGCACCAGUGGAACCUUUCAGAUGAUACCAAUCAAAAUCUUGAUCUCAAACGUGUAUAUACCAUACCACCAGUUGAGGGCAGAGAGAAGAUUGGCAUGCCAUCGAUUUACAGGUGUAUAAACUUCUGGAGAAUGUGUAAUCAAGAUCACAUUUUGGUGUAACCACUUCAAACACUUUGUAGUGUACAUAAUUUUGUUGUCGGUGAAUUUCUUUGCUUUUGCUUUUUCGUUUUUCUUCGCUGACUUUAAUUUUGUUUUUGUUAUGGAUUCAAGAUGAAAUUUUGUUCUUGGUACUAGCACUUGAAUAUAUUCUCUUUACUAGCAACUUGCUAAAGUAAAGGAAAUAGCCCCUAGCAAAUUCUCAUUC